Messenger RNA from Chinchilla lanigera (long-tailed chinchilla), 2136 nucleotides. It is a transcript of the gene Etnk2, whose product is annotated as ethanolamine kinase 2. Gene Ontology annotation, biological process: phosphatidylethanolamine biosynthetic process. The record is from RefSeq and is a predicted model, not a curated record. Lineage: Eukaryota; Metazoa; Chordata; Mammalia; Rodentia; Chinchillidae. Gene Ontology annotation, molecular function: ethanolamine kinase activity. Gene Ontology annotation, cellular component: cytoplasm. The transcript is spliced from 8 exons. The coding region runs from base 13 to 1155 and encodes 380 amino acids.
GGGGCUGCGGGGAUGGCGGUGCCCCCUCCGGCUUCCCUGCCGCGCUCGCCCAGUUACCUGCGCGGGCGGGCGCCCUGCCCGCAGUGCUCAUGGGGCAUGGAGGAGAAGGCGGCGGCCGGCGCGGGCUCCCCGAGGGCGGCCGCCGUCCCGAGCUUCGCCGUGUCGGUGGACCCUGACGACAUCCUCCCCGGCGCCCUGAGCCUCAUCCGGGAGCUGCGGCCGCGCUGGAAGCCCGAGCAAGUUCGCACCAAGCGCUUCACUGAUGGCAUUACCAACAAGCUGGUGGCCUGCUACGUGGAGGAGGACAUGAAGGACUGCAUGCUGGUCCGGGUGUAUGGGGAGCGGACGGAGCUGCUAGUGGACCGGGAGAAUGAGGUCCGGAACUUCCAGCUGCUUCGAGCACACGGCUGUGCCCCCAAACUCUACUGCACCUUUCAGAAUGGGCUGUGCUAUGAGUACAUGCAGGGUGUGGCUCUGGAGCCUGAGCACAUCCGGGAGCCCCGGCUCUUCAGGUUAAUCGCCUUAGAAAUGGCCAAGAUUCAUGCCAUCCAUGCCAACGGCAGCCUGCCCAAGCCCGUACUCUGGCAGAAGAUGCAGAGCUACUUCACACUGGUGAAGAAUGAGAUCAACCUUAGCCUCUCUGCAGAUGUCCCUCAGGUGGAGGUGUUGGAGCGGGAGCUGGCCUGGCUGAAGGAGCACCUGUCUCAGCUGAACUCCCCUGUGGUGUUCUGUCACAACGACCUGCUCUGCAAGAACAUCAUCUAUAACAGUGCCAAAGGUCACGUGCAGUUCAUUGACUACGAAUACACUGGCUACAACUAUCAAGCAUUCGACAUCGGCAAUCACUUUAAUGAGUUUGCAGGUGUGAACAGCGUGGAUUACUGCCGGUACCCUGCGCGGGAGACCCAGCUGCAGUGGCUGCGCUUCUACCUCCAGGCACAGAAGGGCACGGCCGUGACCCCUCGGGAGGUAGAGCGGCUCUAUGUGCAAGUCAACAAGUUCGCCCUGGCCUCCCACUUCUUCUGGGCCCUCUGGGCGCUCAUCCAGAACCAGUACUCCACCAUCAACUUCGACUUCCUCAGGUACGCAGUGAUCCGAUUCAACCAGUACUUCAAGGUGAAGCCUGAAGUGUCGGCCUUGGAGAUGCCAAAGUGACCAGUCCCCCAGCCCAGUCCUCCCCGACCUGUCUGCUUGGCUCUGGGCUCCGCACCCCUGGACAAGGUGGGAGCAGGGACAGGCAGAUGCCAGGAAGAAGGCCCCUGGUGGAUGCCACCGAAGACCUCAUUCUCCUGUCUGGAGGGGCUGACAGGCCCCAACACGGGGGCCCUAUCCCUCUCCAGGCUGGGGAAGAAGUGCCUGCAGACAGCCAGGGCCUGGUCCAUCUCUGCUCCAGAGAAGCACACAUUCCCAGCCCUAGGCCUGCUGGUAUUGGGCUGCCUUAGAUGUGUCUCUGACCCUUCCUGGCAGGGGAGGGGAGGGUCCUUUCUACCUCCGAUGCGAUGCCCCAGCCUCCAGCAUCUUUGCGUCCCUGUGGCAGGCCCCAUGUGGGAGGUGCUGACCCCCAAACCAGCCUCAGGCCAACCCUGACUACUUGGUGUCCACAGCCUGGGGACAGGGCCUAGAAUCCAACGCGGUGGCCACGGCUGCCUGGUCUGAGCCCUCACUCGCACCCAGGCAGCUCCUCCUUCCCAAGCUGCAGACAGGAAGUUUCCUUCCGCUCUGUCAUUGCAGCCUGUUGGGGAGGCAAUGGAGUGGCAAGCCUGACCCUCCAAAGCCAGGCUCUUGUGGCUUGGCAGAGGGGACAUGGCCAAGGAUGGGCUGGCUGGCACCAGGGCCUCCCUUCCAAGAGUCUGUCUCCCCAUCUCCACCUUCCGUCCCAGAGUUGACCCAAGGUCUUCCCACUUGGGAACAACCGAUUGGGUCAAGGGGCAGGAGCCAGGGGUCUGCAAGGUCCCGUACAAGGGGCCUGGGCAGGACCAGAUCAUGAAAUUGCCUCCAUCGCCCUUGUGUCCUCAAAGCUUCUCUGAGGUCCUCCUGGCUCUGGCCCAUGAAAGUGUCACAUUUGUAAAUUAACAUGGAUUUAUGCAUUAAAAUGUUCGUUUCUGCACUGCCCUAAGGGACAGUGGGGGGACUUGA